AUGGCGCAAAUCGCCAUGAGCAGGCUCUUCCGCCAGAGCACCACCGGCUCGGUGCGCCAGUCCAUUCUGAGACCAAUGCAGGCCCGCAGCUACGGUUCGAACUCAGCAAUCCCAACUUUCACCUCAACACCCUCACCCGAGUUAAAUGAAGCCCUGGAUCGAUUCCGCAAUGAGCUGUUCAUACCUCUUGGUCUUCCCAAGCGACAGAGAAAGAGUGUUUUCAGGGAGAAAUAUGCCAAGCAAUUGGAAAAUGAGCCGAUUGUCGUGAAGAUCAGCGAGGACGAAGAGUUCACCCUCACGCCUAAGAAGCACCACGAACUGCCCUCGAAGAAAGAAGCACUCGAGGUUCUCAACAUGAUGGUCGCGACCAAGAACUUCAGCAACCUUUUCCCGUACCUCAGUGGACUCCGGAUGUCAAACUAUGUCAUCACCAGCGAUCGGUGGGAGUACAUUAUUCGCAAAACCAGCGAGGCUGGCAAGCUUUCAACCAUUAUCGAGUGCGCCAGGCAGUCUAACCGCACCGGCUUGAGUCUCAGCAACAGGAACAUCGCCCGUCGUCUGUUCUUCGAGCUUCACAAGACAGCCGCGAAAGCGGACUUCAAGGGGGUCCCAACCGUCAAAGCUCUGAGACUCGCGAGGGAGGCAGCUAGCCUGAUGGAUGCUGAGGAACACUCCGUUCCGAACAUUCAGGAAGACCCUAAACACCAGCCUUUCGUUAUCGGUACACUUUUGGAACUCAGUGCUGCCUGUGCGAAGAUCAAGGAGGCCGAUGUAUCCUUAGUCCGUGGCUACGCUCAAAAACUUGAUGCAGCCUGGUCCCGGGGAAAUUUCAAGGAUGAUGCGACUUCCCGCUUUGGAAAUGUUGAGAGAGUCGAGGAGAACCUUGCCCUCUACAACGGCAUGCGUUUGAGCCUUAAUAUGUCCAAGUUAUCAGAAGAGACCGUGGCUUUCAAGGCUCGCUGCGAUGCGCUUGAGCCUGUCCUGAUUUCCCAAUUGAAGCAAGUGAAGAACGCUGACGUGCUUGGUGACAAGGUGGUCAAGCAAUUGCUCGAGCCAAAGCUCAAAUAA
Penicillium coprophilum is the source of this 1068-nucleotide messenger RNA. RefSeq lists its product as uncharacterized. The transcript has 2 exons. Bases 1 to 1068 code for a protein of 355 amino acids. Lineage: Eukaryota; Fungi; Ascomycota; Eurotiomycetes; Eurotiales; Aspergillaceae. The record is from RefSeq and is a predicted model, not a curated record.